CUGUUAAACUUUGCUUUAUCUGUUCCUGCAAGAGCCAGUUGUCUGGGAGAAAAGCUUUCCUUUCUUUUAUUACCUGACAGCAUUAAGGACAGUGGCAAAAUGACAGCUCACGCCACUAGCAUGAGGGUCAAGCUGCCUGUUGUCUGUAUCAUCUUGGAAGGUGUCACAAUGGUGCUCUUUGCCAUCUUUGUGCGGUAUGACGAGGAAACAGAUCCAAAAAAAUGGCACAUGCUUUUGGACAAGAAUGGGUCUCAUGCUGAUAAAAAUAUUAACAAUGACUUCUACUUCCGCUAUCCUAGCUUUCAAGAUGUACAUGUGAUGAUAUUUAUAGGCUUCGGUUUCCUAAUGACAUUCCUAAAACGUUAUGGCUUUGGGAGUGUUGGCUUUAAUUUCCUAAUUGCCUCCUUUGGGAUCCAGUGGGCAGCAUUAAUGCAGGGCUUCUUUCACUCCUUAAAAGACGAUAAUAAAAUUCAUGUUGGUAUAGAAAGUAUGAUCAACGCUGAAUUCUGUACAGGAAGUGUAUUGAUUUCAUUUGGAGGUGUCCUUGGCAAGACAAGUCCUGUCCAGCUUCUGGUGAUGACUAUCUUUGAAACAACAUUGUUUGCGAUUAACGAAUAUAUUGUUGUGAGCGUGCUGGGGGCAAAGGAUGCUGGGGGAUCCAUGACCAUUCAUACCUUUGGAGCAUACUUUGGACUGACUGUAGCACGGGUUCUUUAUCGACCAGAUCUACACAAGAGCAGACACAGAGAAGGCUCUGUGUAUCACUCUGAUAUCUUUGCUAUGAUUGGAACCGUCUAUUUGUGGAUGUUCUGGCCCAGCUUUAACUCAGCCGUUACUACCCAUGGAGAUGACCAGCAUAGGACAGUUAUGAAUACGUACUACUCCCUGGCAGCCUGCACCCUUGCUGCAUACGCUAUAUCGGCACUGGUGAACCACGAGGGCAAGCUAGACAUGGUCCACAUCCAAAAUGCAACGCUUGCAGGAGGGGUUGCUGUUGGUACAGCCGCAGAGAUGGUGAUGACUCCAUUCGGAGCAAUGAUUGUGGGAUUCAUUACUGGAACCAUUUCUACUCUUGGCUUCAAGUAUCUCAGUCCUAUACUUGACUCCAAGUUGAAAAUCCAGGACACGUGUGGGAUACAUAACCUUCAUGGAAUGCCAGGGAUCAUUGGUGCUGUUGUGGGUUCCAUUAUUGCAUCUUUUGCCACCCGUGACGUGUAUGGAGCAGGAUUAAAAGAUGUGUUCCCUCGGGUGGCCAGUGAAGAGAGGACAGCAUCAACCCAGGGCAUCAAUCAGAUAAUUUCCCUGGGAGUUACUUUGGGCUUUGCCCUUGUUGGUGGUGUCCUUGUAGGAUUCAUUAUGAAGAUACCAAUUUGGGGAUCUCCAGCAGAUACACAAUGUUUUACUGAUGAAAUUUACUGGGAGAUACCUGAAGGAGAUGAUGAUGGCCAUGGAACGAUGAUGUCAGUCAAGCAAGACGAUCCUGAUAAAAUUAUUUAAAUAAGUUGCCAUUUCUGAAACACUGCAGAUGUCAGCUCCUUCACCUGUCUUAUUGCUUACCAUUGGUGAAAAUGUGAAACCUCUUAUUAGAUGCUAUAAAUAUGUUUCAAACCAUAGCAAAGUACACAUGAAUCAUGGAAGCAAGUUUAUAUAUAUUUUAUUCUGCCAACAAGAUGGGGCAGGCAAAAAACAAAAAAACAAAAAAACAAUAUAUAUAUAUAUAUAUAUAUAUAUAUAUAUAUAUAUAUAUAUAUAUUAUCUGACCAUUAUUUUAACUUUAAGGACAUUUGCUGUUUAUAUGUCUCUCUGUCAUCCAUUACUACCACCCUUUCCUUUUCAUGGUGGCUGGAUUUGCAGUGACUGUGCCUCUAUUUAUUUUUUUGUUGAAUCUUACCUUUGCCCCUUAUGGUAAUGUCUGUAGUAUAAUUACCAUUUUUACACGCAGAUGGAAAACAAUGGUAUAAGUCAAAACUAUAUCAGAUUACUACAUAGUAAUCAUGCUGUUUUUCAUGCUUAUCUUAUAAGAAAUUAGAACAGCUGUACUAGUUAGUUAGGAAAUUGUUUUCACGUGCACCAUUGCUUAAAUUUCUAUCAUUAACUUUUGUUGUUUACCAGUACCAGUCUCUGCAUUUCUAAUGAAUUUCAAGUUCUGUGUAUAACAAACAGUGUAUAACAGAGCAUGGCAGUACCACAGUAUUCUCGUUUUGCCUCUUUUCUUAACAUUGCUUGUCUUAUAGGCACAUAAAAGCAGAAGUUAGAGCACUUCACCCAAGCUGUAUUAGGCAGGGUGACUAACAGCUGAAUAGUAGAACAUGCUUUCUUCUUGAAUUUGGUGAGUCGUCCCAUAACGACCUUUGACACAUUAAAAAAAAUAACAUUAUGAACACAUAAAGCACUUAAAUGUGAAGUCAGUGAAGUUCUCAUCUGGAGUUAGGACUAUCUGAUGUAGCCCAUGAGAAAACUUUUCUACUAAUUAAUGGUGAUGUCAUCAUAUUGAUCACUGCUGCAGUAGCAUUAGCUAUCUGGGUUAUAUCCUCCAAGGAUAUAAAAUCCAGGCAGCAAGCAAAGUGUCAGGGUACCUUCCAGGUGCCCAAACUGUCAAGGAACUUAAGUUGAGAUGACUAAAAGGCACAAGCAUUUCAGAGCUUUCAUACCAAAUGAGAGAUGGAAGCUGAGCCCUAACAGGACAUGGUUAGGAGUAAAACUAUAUACAUAUAUACACACCCGGGCAUAAUAAUAAAAAAAAAAAAGUGGGGUGGAGGGAGUGGCUACUGCAAAACUGAUCAUUCAAAUAUCCACUGUUAGGACAAGUUUACUUAUACAUCUGUACCAUGUUCAUCAUAUUGAUCACUGCUGCAGUAGCCUUAGAUAUAUGGGUUAUAUCCUGCUAAGGCUAUAACAACCAGACAGCUCACCAAGCUUCAGGGUUCAAGGUUCCUUCCAUGUGUCCAAACUGUCAGGCAGUUGACUAAAUGACAAAUCUGAGCACCCAGCCCUUCAGAGCUUUACUACCACUGAAGAUUACUUUUCUCUGAGGCAUUUAAGGACUGACUGGUGGCUUGUGCUGCUCCUUUGUUGAUGUUUCCUUUGGGAGAAAAAUACAUUUAAUAAUUAUUUUUAUUAUUGAUACUUUCCUCUUCAGGAAAGUUAUUUUGAAGCUAGGAGUUUGUUUUAAUGGACUGUCAUGAGACUGCACUGUAAUUUUAAAAAGUCUGAAGACCAUUUUUUCAGUGAAAAAAUGUGUUUAUUUUACUUCAUGGGGUUGGCAACAUGUUUUUUAGUGAAUUUUACUGUGUUUAUCUGUGAAAAAGUGGCUUUUAAA
Molecule: messenger RNA, 3319 nt
Organism: Protopterus annectens (West African lungfish)
Lineage: Eukaryota; Metazoa; Chordata; Ceratodontiformes; Protopteridae
Gene: RHBG
Product: Rh family B glycoprotein
Exons: 10
Coding region: 100-1497 (465 amino acids)
Biological process (GO): ammonium homeostasis; ammonium transmembrane transport
Cellular component (GO): plasma membrane
Molecular function (GO): ammonium channel activity
Source: RefSeq, a predicted model, not a curated record